Rhopalosiphum maidis (corn leaf aphid) is the source of this 742-nucleotide messenger RNA. Its product is annotated as deoxynucleotidyltransferase terminal-interacting protein 2. Gene Ontology annotation, biological process: RNA processing. Gene Ontology annotation, molecular function: RNA binding. Gene Ontology annotation, cellular component: nucleolus. The record is from RefSeq and is a predicted model, not a curated record. The transcript is spliced from 4 exons. The coding region runs from base 211 to 708 and encodes 165 amino acids. Lineage: Eukaryota; Metazoa; Arthropoda; Insecta; Hemiptera; Aphididae.
UGCAUCAUGGAUGUAGAUAUAUCUUUAACCGUGCCGUGCAUACAACAAUUCGUAGUUUUGUAUUUGAAGGUCUUUGGUUAGAAUAAUAAUUAUUAUACAUCAACCGCGGUCUAUAUAGUUAGCUCUUAUCGUUUAUCAUUGUCAGUUAUCAUAAAAUCCAAAAACAAUAAUACCGAUUUUCCGACAUAUAGUCGUUAUUUUGAUAAAACCAUGGAUGCUGUCGAUGCACUUCUGAGUCAGAGCGUUUUGAAACCUGGUUUCCAAAAAAAUUACAAGGUUCCAGUUAAUGAAAAGAGUUCAAAAAUCAUCAAAAGAAAUAAAAAGAAAGAAGAAGCAAAAACUAAAGGCAAAGGUUGGUUUAAUUUACCAGCAACUAAAUUGACUGACAAUGUUCGACACGAUCUCGACUUAAUCCGUAUGAGAUCAGCAUUAGAUACUAAACGUUUUUAUAAGAAGAAUGAAACUGAAGCAUAUCCCAAAUAUUUCCAAAUUGGUACUGUAGUAGAUUCACCAUUUGAAAGUAAAUGUGGGCGUCUCACUAAUAAGGAACGAAAAUGUACAAUGGUCGAUGAACUUUUAGCAGAUGCAGAAUUCAAGCAAACUACUAAAAAACGUUACAAGAAUAUAUUAAUGGCUAAUCCUAAAAUGGCAUCUAAAAUAAGAAAAGAAAAUAGGAAAAUGAAUAAACUAAAAAAGAAAAGGAAGUAAUUAUGUGUUUAAAAACAUCUUAUUUGUACAUUUG